Molecule: messenger RNA, 518 nt
Organism: Galdieria sulphuraria
Lineage: Eukaryota; Rhodophyta; Bangiophyceae; Galdieriales; Galdieriaceae
Exons: 6
Coding region: 10-483 (157 amino acids)
Biological process (GO): mitochondrial respiratory chain complex I assembly
Cellular component (GO): mitochondrial inner membrane
Source: RefSeq, a predicted model, not a curated record
AAUGAGAUAAUGAUUCCUUAUCGUACAAGUGAUCGUCUUUGGCAAUGUUUGUCUCAUCGCAAGUUGAGCUCUUUCAAGUCUUUGAUAGGAGAAACAAAUGGAAAUAGAAUGAAACUUGAUGGAUAUUCGGGAGCGUAUUUCGUUGUAAAUAAUGUGGAAGUGAGAAGUUCAGUAAGUAUGCAGCAACUAACGAGAGAACUGAGAGUUUCAACUCGGGGCAUAAAUAAAGAUACUGCUAUUGCCUCAUACAGGUUAUUUAUGGAGACCACAAACUUUUGCAGAGUCCCUAAACUUGAUAUAUUGAUUGUGGGCGGAGGGAGUGUUACACCUGUAAGACAUCUUUCAGAGGAAAACUAUCGACAAGUAUCUUCUGUUUGUCAAGCUUUCGAAUUGUUAAAGACAGAAGAUGCGUGUUCUUUGUUUAAUCUUAUGAAUGAAGAAGGUCGGCAUGUAGGAGCUGCAUUAAUAAGAGCAGGAUUUUAAAUAGAAAUCUUUGGAUAUGGUUUGGAACAUUUUGU